AUGGAUACCUUCAGUACACCAAAAGGAAUAGACCCUAGACUAAACCUCCUCCGUACUCCCACUGGCUCAACACCAGUGAACCCAUCGACCCCAAAUCCAGACAACACACAAAGUCAAACCGUCAUGGGUGAGUCACAGACACGUCACCGUCUAGAAGAACUCGAGAACUCCGAUGAGGAGGUCUUGAACACCACUACAUUGUCCGCACGACGCAAGGGAAAGCGUCCUGUCUCCAGAAGAUAUACCAUCGAACCCAGUUUAGAUCACACCGGAGUGCAACUCACGGAUAUCACCGAAGAAGAGUCCACUGCAAUCUUUGUAUCCAUCGCCAAUUCGCAGGAUUUUGUGGAAAGCGCUAUCGAUACUCCUGAUGCUUGGUGUGAUGGAUUGAAGACUCUAGUAGAGAGCUUUCGAACUGCUAGUCGCAAUAUUGAGCUAAGUAAUAGUAAUGGCCAAUUAUCCCACGAGCGAGAAAUCAAUGAUAGACUCCGAGGUUUGCGUGAUAGGUAUCGCAUUGACACCACGGAACUCACCAAAGAAAAUGAGAAACUUAAGCAAGACUUAAAGCGUAAAGAGCAACAGCUGAAGGAGCAACAACCUCACACAUUAGCUAAUUUGGAAAACUCCGAUGAGGAAGACGUGGAGGUCACACCUAUACCUCGUCAGCCGAGUAUUCCUGUCAGCAGCAUCCAUCGAAACUUACGCUACACCCCUGUCACGGAUCGCGUAGAGGGUAUAGAAUUGAAUAAACGAUACCUUGACGUCUCGGAUUUUUAUGGUACUAAUAAUCGAACCAAGUGGGACAGCUGGCGUUAA
Molecule: messenger RNA, 816 nt
Organism: Letharia lupina
Lineage: Eukaryota; Fungi; Ascomycota; Lecanoromycetes; Lecanorales; Parmeliaceae
Exons: 2
Coding region: 1-816 (271 amino acids)
Source: RefSeq, a predicted model, not a curated record